UUUUCCCCUUAAAUAUAUUUGCAAAUUCCAUUCUUUGAACCAUCUCUCCAACUACCUCCACACCUUCACCUUUCAUAUCUGACACUAAGAGAGCAUUAUUACAAUUUUCUAGCUGCAGAUCAACAACCGGCUUAUGGCACAAGUUGUGGGAAUUUCAGUCACCUCAGUAGGAUAUCCAGCUGAGAAGACACCAAAAAGACUUCUAGUGAACCGUAUUACCUCUUCUUCAACUGGAGCUUUGAUGGUGAAAAAGACUAAAGUAGAUAGGACUAACAAACUUGGAGGGAAAGCAGGCAAUCUUGCAAAUGGCAUCCGAGAGCAUGUGAGAUUAGGGCCCAAGAUCGCUGAAACUGUAAAGGGCAAAUUGAGCUUGGGGACCAAAAUUCUCAAAGCAGGUGGAAUAGAGAAGCUUUUCAAGCACCACUUUAGUGUUAGAGAAGGAGAGAAGCUGCUAAAGGUUUCCCAGUGCUAUUUAUCAACAACAGCAGGCCCUAUAGCAGGCCUCCUCUUUAUCUCCACUGACAAGGUUGCCUUCUGCAGCGAGAGAUCCAUCAUAACCUCUUCUCCAACAGGCGAGCUUAGAAUUCACUAUAAGGUGUUGAUCCCAAUAGGAAAAAUACUGAGAGCCAACGAAAGCCAACACAUGAAGAGACCAUCACAGAAGUACAUAUACGUAGUUACAGAAGACAAUUUUGAUUUCUGGUUUAUGGGAUUCCUGAAUUUUCGAAAAACCUUCAAAUAUCUUCAGCAGGCACUCUCCCAAGAUCGAUGAGACAGCUUCAGUCACCGCAUAACACUAGAUACUAUUUUGUACAAAUUUCUUUACUUAGGGUUGCUAUGCUUCAAAGCAAGAGUAGUCUACUAGUACUCCCUCUGUCCCAAAAUAUUUGUCCGGUCUACAAAACAAGAAUGUAAAAAUAAUUCAAGUUUUGCAAGAAAAAUUUAAAAUUUUUCCAACAAUUUACUAGAUCUCGACGAGUCCUUUUAAUUUACAAAAGAAGUUUGAAUUUUUUCUUAAAAGAAAUGCAUUAUUUUUUAGUCCUCGUUUUGCGAACCGGACAAACAUUUUGAGACGGAGGGAGUAAUAUGUAUAGCCAGUUACAGAAUAUGAAAUGCAUGGUACCUUGGCAGCUAGCCGCUUUCCCUGGAAAGUUGUAUGCUAGUAGUGCAAAUGGAAUCCAUUGAGCUACUUACGUGGACAAUCUGUAAAUCAGAAAAUUUACUAUCAACAAGACAUCAAAAAUUUCUUGCUA
Messenger RNA from Rhododendron vialii, 1253 nucleotides. RefSeq names its product GEM-like protein 4. The record is from RefSeq and is a predicted model, not a curated record. Lineage: Eukaryota; Viridiplantae; Streptophyta; Magnoliopsida; Ericales; Ericaceae. The transcript has 4 exons. The coding region runs from base 134 to 772 and encodes 212 amino acids.